This is a messenger RNA of Panicum virgatum (switchgrass), 733 nucleotides long. RefSeq lists its product as uncharacterized. The record is from RefSeq and is a predicted model, not a curated record. The coding region runs from base 179 to 733 and encodes 184 amino acids. Lineage: Eukaryota; Viridiplantae; Streptophyta; Magnoliopsida; Poales; Poaceae. The transcript has 2 exons.
UCGAAUAAGGAGCGUUUGCUCGGGGACAUGGGACCUACCCUGCUUCAUCGAGCAUGUCUGCAUCUCGAGCCUGCUCAGGCUCUUCAUCGUUAUCAUCGUCACCUACAUCGUGCUGCUGUUCGGGUAUGUUCUGUGCAAGCUGGGCAUCGUCAAGUGCGUGGCCAAGAACUCCUUCAAGAUGGUGUGGAAGCCCUGCUCGGCCUGCUGCCGCGCGCUCGGCCUCCUCUGGCACAAGGUGCGCGACACCAAGCGCGUGCACCGCGGCCGGCGCGGCCGCCGGGAGCGGGACGUCGAGCUGGGAGAGCUCAGCAGCACGAGCCGCGACGGCACGGGCCGCUCAUCCUCCUCCUCCUCCUCCUCUGACGACGACGACGACCGCCGCCGUGGCGCCGCGGCGAGCAGCAGGUUGAGGGGGAGAUCGUUGUCGUCGUCGUCCUUGUCCGUACGGGAGAGGAGGAAGGACAGGAUCCGGCAGUCCCUGCGCCUCAAGAGGGUCAGCUCCAAGGUGGAGCGCGCUGCGAGGGUAAGCCAGGGGAGUGGACGGCGACACCGGCACUCAAGCUCGACCGGGGCUGGGCCGAGGAGAGCGGAGGUGCCGCCGUCCUUGUCCUUGUCGUCACGGCGCGAGCAUGGGCAUGGCUCGCCGGCGCGUGGCCAUAAGCCUGCGCACGGCCGCACACUAAGGUCGAGCCAUGGCGAUUCGACGCGACAAAACUUGAUGCCCCAUCAGUGA